Molecule: messenger RNA, 1704 nt
Organism: Gigantopelta aegis
Lineage: Eukaryota; Metazoa; Mollusca; Gastropoda; Neomphalida; Peltospiridae
Product: coiled-coil domain-containing protein 22 homolog
Exons: 14
Biological process (GO): positive regulation of ubiquitin-dependent protein catabolic process
Molecular function (GO): cullin family protein binding
Source: RefSeq, a predicted model, not a curated record
AUGGAAGAGGUUGAUGGCAUCAUUAUUGCAACACUCAGAGAUGUAGGAUGUGAGUUUGAAGAAGAUGUGACAAGUCUAACUCAAUUUUCACCUGAUAUGGUAGUAGAAGCUUCUGUGCGUUGUUUGAGGAUUAUCAUUCCAGAGUUUGAAAGCUCCACCCAUCUUCCUGAGGCAAUGUCUGCUCGUUAUCGUAUGUGUACUGGACUGGCCAAUACUUGUCAAAACUUAGGAUAUCAAGCUGAAGUGGGUUAUCAAACAUUUUUGUAUUCAAGUGUUAAAGAUUGGCGUAAACUCCUCAUGUUUCUACUGGAGAAAUUGCCGAAGGAAGUGCUCAAGGAGGAAGAUGAGGCUCCAUCUGCUAUGGAAGCCACCUCUGAAGAGGACUCCAACGAACUGGUACAGUCAAGUUCUGAUCGACUUGUUAAACUGGCUGGUAAGUGGGAGGAAGUACGAGGACCUUUGAUACGAGAUCUUCGAGAGUUAAAGUCAAAUCUGAUACCACAGAGUGUUAAAGAUUGGCGUAAACUACCUCAUGUUUCUACUGGAGAAAUUGCCGAGGAGGAAGUGCUCAAGGAAGUGAUGACCAAAACAGGAACUGGUAUUCUACUUUCUCGUAGUAUAGCAUCUGAAAUAGCUACAUCACUUCAAACACCAUGGACACCAUCUUAUUGUAAAAGAAGGUCAACACGAUGGUCAUCAUCUACAACCUGGAAUAUUGAGGAAUACCGAGCACGUAAAAAACAGCGUCUUCAAAAGAAAUUAUCAGAACAGUUACGUGCUCACAAUAAAAUGGGACAAGGUUCAGGACCCCUUGGAUUAGGGUCUGAUUUAAGUCAAAUAAUGUCGUCAUUUCUUGAGCGAUCUGGAGGUCAACAUGGAAAAGGCUCUCGCUUCCAACAUGCUGAGAAGUUACAGUUUGCUAAACUAAAAAUAAAAGAGGAGGAAGAUGCUUAUCGUAUUAAGAAAGGGACGUAUGAUCUUCUGCCUAAUGCUGAUGAAAAUAUUGCUAAAUUAAAGGAACUGGUACAGUCAAGUUCUGAUCGACUUGUUAAACUGGCUGGUAGGUGGGAGGAAGUACGAGGACCUUUGAUACGAGAUCUUCGAGAGUUAAAGUCAAAAUCUGAUACCACAGAGGGUCAGGAAAUUGUGUUGUGUAGAGGUUAAUAAUUUUCUCUGUAGUUGGAGACACAGGAGCUUCUAGAGGAGAUCAGAUUACUUAGAGAGAAAAUGAAAGAAGUUGCUGAUGAAACAAGAUAUAAAGAUGAAUUGUAUAAACAACUAGUCGGAGAGUUUGAGCGUAUGACAAAGGACACAAGCAGAUCAGCUUAUACUCGUCGUAUUAUGGAAAUUGUAGCUAACAUACAAAAACAAAAAGAAGAGAUUAACAAGAUAUUAACAGAUACCAGACGUGUUCAAAAGGAGAUUAACCAACUUUCUGGAAAGUUAGAUCGUACUUUCAAAGUAACAGAUGAACAGAUAUACAAAGAUGUAAGGAAAGAUGAAGCUAGACGAUCAGCAUAUAAAUUGUUAGCUAGUAUUAGAGAUAAUUGUAAUAAAGUGGUCAGUUCUAUUCAAGAAACUGGUCAAAUUAAACGUGAACAAAGAGACUUAGAAGAACAGAUUGAUAGAGAGAGUGGUAAGAAGGUCACUUCUAAUCUUGAGAAAAUAAUGUCUGAUUAUCAAACAAAUGAAGAAGGAGAAUAG